UUCGGAUGUGGCCACAUGGUAAACACGUUGUUGGUAAACAAAGGGUCAGGUCACAGGAAGGAAGGAGACAGACUAAGACGAGACCAGGGACUGUUGGGUCCUCCCGGUUGAUCGUUUUCUCUGUUGAAGAUGUUUCCGGAACAGCAGAAAGAGGAAUUUGUAAGUGUCUGGGUUCGAGAUCCUCGGAUUCAGAAGGAGGACUUCUGGCAUUCUUAUAUUGACUAUGAGAUCUGUAUUCAUACCAAUAGCAUGUGUUUUACAAUGAAAACAUCCUGUGUACGAAGAAGAUACAGGGAAUUUGUGUGGCUGAGGCAGAGACUCCAAAGCAAUGCUUUGCUGGUACAACUGCCAGAACUCCCAUCUAAAAACCUGUUUUUCAACAUGAACAAUCGCCAGCAUGUAGAUCAGCGCCGUCAGGGUUUGGAAGAUUUCCUCAGAAAGGUCCUGCAGAAUGCACUCUUGCUUUCAGAUAGCAGCCUUCACCUCUUCUUGCAGAGCCAUUUGAAUUCAGAAGACAUCGAGGCGUGUGUUUCUGGGCAGACUAAGUACUCUGUAGAAGAAGCAAUUCACAAGUUUGCCUUGAUGAACAGACGUUUCCCUGCAGAAGAAGAAGAAGGAAAAAAAGAAAACGAUAUAGAUUAUGAUUCAGAAAGUUCAUCCUCUGGGUUCGGACAUAGUAGUGAUGACAGCAGUUCACAUGGAUGUAAAAUGAGCCCAGCUCUGCAGGAAUCCUGAAAAAUAAUUCUAAUGUUACCAUUUUAGGAAUAGCCAACGAUGUCCAGUCAUAGAGAAAAAAGCCUGCAAACAACAUAUGCUUACCUAAAGCUUACCGUCAUAUUAAGUAUUUAAAUUUGUAAAGAUGUGUUGUUUAUCAGUGGUAUUUUUAUGUUGUCUUCUUGUGCCUAAGCUUCUGUAAACAGCUAAAAGCCUGUGGGUGCAGUAUCUUCCUCGACAGGCAUACAUUGUUGGUAAAUCAAGAUCCUGCCCUCAAAUGACAUGAUUUAUAUGUUUUAAAAAGCCUCGUUGGUUUUAUCGAAUUUUAAAAGAUAGGUAAGUAGAUAGCAUUUAAAAUCCAGAUAGAGCAUUCCUUCUUGUGUCACUGGGGCAGAGUCAGUGCAAACCCAGCAGGUAUGAUCCUAACCACUAGGAAGACUUAUGGCCCAGGACAGGCGGCUGAUAUUUUGUGGGUGCCUCCCCUGCACUGGGAAAACAUUUUGCUUUGGGGUGUUGGCUUGAAAUAUUUUAGGCGUUUACCAUUUCCAGUAUUCUCUCUCAUACUUAGACAGAAAAUGUAUCUUAUGAAUAGAGACAUGUUAAAAUAAUGUUGACAUCUUAGGAAAAAAACCCAGAAUUAGUGCUAGUCAUUUUGCUUCUAUUUGCAACACAUCGAUUCAGAAAUACAUUUUCAUUGUCCAAAAUCAGCUUUAACACAUGGUUUCUGGAAGCAAAUCAUUUGUUUUCAUUAUCUGUGUGUAAUUAGAAUUAUAGGUUAAUGAUUUAUUUUCUCACUUAAUGUGCAGUUUCUUAUCACUAGAUAACUUUCAGUGUCAGUGGUGGUUGCUUGUUACUUAUCUUUAAGUUAAAGUAGGAACUUAUAACAGUAAAUUUUGCCAAUAAAUAUUCCCAUAAUUUAGAAAAGGAUAUGAACUUGCUAAUUUCAGAAUUAAUUACUCAUUUUUAAAAAGAACUUUCUUUUAAGGCAUCUGCUUGAGGAUUGGUAUAAUUUAAUAAAAUGUCUUUUUUUUUUAGUGGUCCAAAGAUAAAAUGUCUUAAACUACAUUGAACUUCAAAUUUCACAUGAGGCAGCAUUUUUUUUGAGAUAAUUGUCCAAGUUUCUUCCUUGUUGAAUGGUACAGAAUAGCUCUGAAAUUAAAAGGAAGAUAUUGUUACAUAACUGCGAUAACUUGUUGCUUUAACUAAAUGUUUCCUUGCCUCAUUUUAUUUUAAUGAGGAGUUUAAAAUUAUUAUAUUAUUUAAAAAGUUCUUGAAAUGCUUGUAACUAAGAACCUACAGGAGAAAAAUUAAAUUUAGAAUACAAAUGAUUUCCUUAAUUUCGCCUUUUUGUUUUUUGUUUGGUCUAAAACAUUAUUGAACUUUUUGUAAAUAUUUUGAUUUAAUGUAUCUUGGAUCUUGUUACUUUGUCAUCUAAGAUUAAUCAUUUAAUACAGGGGGAAAAAGACUUAGCCAUUUCUUUUUAUCCUGCUAGCAUGUAAAGUUUGCCAUCUAGUUGUUUAAGCGCGAUCUCCAGCUCCUUGGUCAUAUGCCCGUGCAUUCACAUUAUUUCUGUUUUACAGCAGUUUUGAAAAGCAUAUAAUGUGCCACCAAUUGUCAUGUAAUUUUAGAUGAUGUAACUAUAGCCAUCAAAUUGAUAUUAAGUAAUGCCUAAUACUACACGUUGUAAACUUCAUGCGAUCAUCAUUUUCACAUUAAACAUAAAAAAAAACUUUAA
Molecule: messenger RNA, 2449 nt
Organism: Vicugna pacos (alpaca)
Lineage: Eukaryota; Metazoa; Chordata; Mammalia; Artiodactyla; Camelidae
Source: RefSeq, a predicted model, not a curated record